Messenger RNA from Apis laboriosa (Himalayan honeybee), 535 nucleotides. RefSeq lists its product as uncharacterized. The transcript has 3 exons. Bases 32 to 355 code for a protein of 107 amino acids. NCBI's taxonomy places the organism in Eukaryota, Metazoa, Arthropoda, Insecta, Hymenoptera, Apidae. The record is from RefSeq and is a predicted model, not a curated record.
CCUGCGAUAGGAAUGCGGGAGAAGCGAGUGGAUGCAAAGUUGUAUCGCGAGGAUGAAGUGCGUAACAAUUUCUUGCUGCAAGAUGUCUACGCCAGUGCAGGACCACAAUGCUCGGUCACAAUUUUCGAGGAAGGAGAGGGGGAGGAUUUCACGCGGGGACGCGUACACCUCCUACACGACGUACACCGCGGCGUAUAGCAGCCGCUUGACAGCUGUCACCUCGGCCGAGGGGGCGACAAGACACGGCGAGGCGAGGCGAGCCCCGGUGAUUCAUGCGCCGCAGGGGGGCACAAGGAUCCGGCGACCUCCUGUCAAGGAUUCCUUCGUCGCAUACCAUCCGCUCGAGGUGAUUUGAUUUGGAAGUUACGAUGGAGAGUCACCAGAGAUUCACCAAGAAAGAGGAUUUAGUGUGAUUUAAUUUUUCUCCAUCAAGAAGACCACGUUAAAUCGAUCAUCGUUCAUCGAAUAAAUAUAAACAAAAAGAUAAAUUUACAGUACGUGACUUGAAAAGAGUGCUUCGACGAGGUUUGUUUUU